This is a messenger RNA of Propithecus coquereli (Coquerel's sifaka), 1323 nucleotides long. RefSeq names its product DNA (cytosine-5-)-methyltransferase 3-like (gene DNMT3L). The coding region runs from base 1 to 1323 and encodes 440 amino acids. The transcript has 13 exons. Gene Ontology annotation, biological process: negative regulation of transcription by RNA polymerase II. Gene Ontology annotation, cellular component: nucleus. Gene Ontology annotation, molecular function: DNA (cytosine-5-)-methyltransferase activity, acting on CpG substrates; enzyme activator activity; DNA binding. The record is from RefSeq and is a predicted model, not a curated record. Lineage: Eukaryota; Metazoa; Chordata; Mammalia; Primates; Indriidae.
AUGGCCCUCUCCUCCCCCCGGACCCCGAGCCUGGAGACCCUGGACGGCUGGCACCCCGACCCCGACGGGGACCCUGCCGGCCACCCGCCGAGCGAGACCCAGGCUGAGGACUGCCUCUCAUUUCUGCCUGUGCGUGUCCUGCAUCCUGUGUCCCUGCAUGGCUUCCGUGGCCGGGCAGCCACCCCAGUCCUAGACCUAGAGGCUGAGCCCAGUGUGGACGUGAUCCUGGUGGGCUCCGGCCCGCCGUCACCCGGGCGGGGCAGAGAUCUCAUUGCGUAUGAAGUCCAGGUGAACCAGAGAAACAUAGAAGACAUCUGCCUCUGCUGCGGAAGCUUCCGGGUUCACACGCAGCACCCUCUGUUUGAGGGGGGAAUGUGCGCUCCGUGUAAGGACAAGUUCCUGGACACCCUCUUCCUGUACGACGACGAUGGGUACCAGUCCUACUGCUCCAUCUGCUGCGCGGGAGAGACGCUGCUCAUCUGCGAAAACCCUGAUUGCACCCGAUGCUACUGUUUCGAGUGUGUCGAUAGCCUGGUCAGCCCGGGGACCUCGGAGAAGGUUCACGCCAUGAGCAACUGGGUGUGCUUCCUGUGCCUGCCCUUCUCCCGCAGCGGGCUGCUGCAGCGGAGAAGGAGGUGGCGGGCCGGGCUGAAGGCCUUCUGCGACCGCGAGUCGGAGAGUUCCCUGGAGACGUACAAAACCGUGCCUGUGUGGAAGAGAGAGCCGGUGCGCGUGCUGUCCCUCUUCGGGAACAUUAAAAGAGAGCUAACGAGUCUGGGGUUUCUGGAGGCCGGCUCUGGCCCCGGAAGGCUGAAGCACUUGGACGACGUCACGGACGUGGUGAGGAGGGAUGUGGAAGACUGGGGCCCGUUUGAUCUCGUGUACGGCGCGACGCCUCCCCUGGGCCACACCUGCUACCGUCCCCCCGGCUGGUACCUGUUCCAGUUCUGCCGGCUCCUGCAGUACGCGAGGCCCCCGCCGGGCAGCCCGAAGCCCUUCUUCUGGAUGUUCGUGGACAAUCUGGUGCUGAGCCAGGAAGACGUGGACGCGGCGGCUCGAUUCCUGGAGACGGAGCCGGUGACCAUCCAGGACGUCUGUGGCAGAGCCCUGCAGGACGCCGUGCGAGUGUGGAGCAACGUCCCGGCCGUGAGGAGCAGCAAGCACUCGGCCCCCGUCUCCGAAGAGGAACUGUCCCUGCUGGCUCAGGACAGGCAGAGGGCAAGGCUGCCCCCCGGGACGCCCGCCAGGCUGGUGAAGAACUGCUUUCUCCCCCUAAGAGAAUAUUUCAAGUAUUUUUCAGCAGAGCUCACUUCCUCUUUGUAA